AUGACAAACACAGACACGGGCACCAGCACAACUUCCCCCUUCCGCCCCCCGCCACCGCCUCCACCGCCUCCACCUCCACCUCCACCUCCACCACCACCACCACCGCCACCCCCCGCCUCGGCCACAGUCACGGACACAGUCACGCCCUCACCCCCGCCGCCCCCGCGCCCCGCAUACCUCGACGCCUUCCACCACUCCCUCUGGGACGUGGCCGACUACCUCGACUACACCCUCGCCGACGCCCACAUCUCCGACGCCGUCUUCGACCGCGCCACAGACUCGUACACCAAGAACCUCGAGGCCGUCUCCACCACAACCGACCCCGACAGGUGGCGCAGAGCACAGGAGCUGCUCAAGAGCUACAGACAGGACGACGGACCUUCUCAGUCGGUCGGUCGUGUGUGUGCCUGGCGGGGUCGGCUAGAUAACCCGCCUGUCCACGGUCGGUCGGGCAGGGAUGUGGGGGCGCUGGGGUAUGCGGUGACCUGCUUGGGCGAUGACCGACAGAGGGCGAGGGAGUGGCGGGAGAGGAAUAGGGGCGGGGUGCCGAGGGAGAGGAGGGCGGAGGCGGGGGCGCCGGGGAUGGUGAUUAGUAAUUCGCAGGUGGCGAUCGGGGAGGGGGCGGUGGUUAGUAUUGGGGGGGAACCGCGGGCGCGGAGGGGGAAGGGGGGGAGGGCGGGGGCGAAGACGAAGGUGAAGGGCAAGGUGAAGGGCAAGGGAAAGAGGACGCGGGGUGAUGUGAGUGACUCUGACGCCGGCGAAUCCCAGCCAGGCUCGUGGAGUCCGUCCUCGUUCGUGCAGAUGUACAACAAGAUGGAGGAACAGUACAUGUGGCAGCUCCCCAGCGGGUCGUUCGUCGAGACGAUCCUCUACGGGAAGCUGAAGACCGCGGACCGCGAGUGUCUGGCGCACUCGUUCGUGCUCGACGUCAAGAAUCAAAAAGUGGAGGCGCUGUUUGAGCCGUCGGACUGGAGGGCGAUCCUGGAGAGGGUGCCGGAGUGGCCGGUGGUGGGGGGAGAGGCGGUGGAGUUUAUGAAGGGGUUUAUGAAUGUGCGGACGGCGGCGGGGCUGCGCGAGAGGCUGGCGGAGGCGAAGUAUUUGCCUGAGGGUGAGAAGUAUGAUCGGGAAAAGCACUAUGACCGCUACUGGAUCCACAUGGUCAUCACCAUGCUACUCCCGCUGUUUGAGAACCCGGACCAGCCCCUGCUCGGCAGGAACGACGAGUGCUGGUACGACAUCCGCCUCUGGGGCAUCAUCAUCGACACGCUCCUCGACGAGAUCCGCGGGCUCAACACGCGGCGGCGGGAGCUUCCCAUCCUCGCGGGGGCGCGCCGCAAGAACCGGCACCGCGACGACACGGCGAAGCGGCAGAAGAUUGGCGCGCGGUUCGACGGGCUGGUGCAGGACGGCGGCGGGAGGUACGAGUAUGCGGCCAUGGAGGGGUCGAGGGCGUUUGUGAGCGAGAGGAACACAAAGUGGCUGAAUGACUAUGCGAAGGUGGCGAAGGCGCUGCAUGAUAUGAUGUAUAGUCUGCAGGCAGAGGUGGGCGGGGAUGUGGAGGCGUUGGGGAGGUUGAGGUUGGCGGGGGUGGUGAGUGCGGGGCUGCACUGCCAGGUGCUGAGGAUGAGCUAUGCGCAGGGCUAUGUCUGCCUGCUCAGCUGUGACACGCUGUGCCAGGUGCCCCAGACGGCGAGUGAAUUGCCACUGCUGUUCCAGCUCCUGAGCAGCGUUUUGAGGAUGAAGACAAUGUUGACAGAGUCGAAAGAACUGAUCGAUAACUACCCAAGCACACGCACGUUCGAGCAGCUGCUGGAGCCCGCGAAACUGACGGCGGCGGCGCGGAUGGUGAUUCCUAUGUCGUGUGAUACGGAGGGGGAGGCGGAGGGGCGUGAUGUGUGCAAUUCAUUAAUUGGAGGUAGCCAGGUCCUCCUCCCCUGGUGCAUCAGUGUGGUGGCUAUUCGUGACCGUUUUAUUUCUUUGACCACCGUGCUGGAGUCUUGUCUGAGUUUACGAGCUAGAAGCUCCCCCGAUAUGUGGGUGACUAGCUAG
This is a messenger RNA of Morchella importuna, 2049 nucleotides long. RefSeq lists its product as uncharacterized. Gene Ontology annotation, molecular function: actin binding; microtubule binding. NCBI's taxonomy places the organism in Eukaryota, Fungi, Ascomycota, Pezizomycetes, Pezizales, Morchellaceae. Gene Ontology annotation, cellular component: actin filament; cytoplasm. The transcript is spliced from 8 exons. The coding region runs from base 1 to 2049 and encodes 682 amino acids. Gene Ontology annotation, biological process: actin filament polymerization. The record is from RefSeq and is a predicted model, not a curated record.